Histoplasma capsulatum G186AR is the source of this 2469-nucleotide messenger RNA. RefSeq names its product G-patch and R3H domain-containing protein c. NCBI's taxonomy places the organism in Eukaryota, Fungi, Ascomycota, Eurotiomycetes, Onygenales, Ajellomycetaceae. Bases 1 to 2469 code for a protein of 822 amino acids. The record is from RefSeq and is a predicted model, not a curated record. The transcript is spliced from 3 exons. Gene Ontology annotation, molecular function: nucleic acid binding.
AUGGCCAGGCCAAAAAGGACAAAGGCCGGAGCCGGAGGAGCCUACAGUCAGGGUUCUGCUGCCUUUGUCGUGGCAACACGGCAAUCCCGCGCGAAUCAACAGGGAGUUAAUCAUGCAUAUAAUGCCUUCCCAUAUGCUGGCUUUAGGAAAGCACCAGAUGAGGUUCAUCUUACCAUGGCCCAGGAGGCUCGCAAUACAGAGCGCUAUACUAGCCGAAGAAGUAACCUCAAUCUACGGUACAAUGAAAUAAGAUUUGUCAGCGCUGGUGAUUUGGUACAGGAGAGCCUCGAGGUCCCGAAUGCACAUGAUAUAACAAAGGCCCCGAACGUAGACCCACCGAGUACGAUGGGCGAGAGAGAUCUGGAGUCGGAAUGUCGAAAGUGGUUAAAUAACACAGUGGAGGUGGAAGCGGAUCAGGCCGGAGCAGAGGAGGAGAGAGGAGUAAAAGAGGCUGGAGAAAAAGUCGAAGGAUUGCUAGAUGCCGACCGGGACUCCCAGGAUAUAUUUUUCAUAGAUCGCGAGGGAGAGGAUCCCGCGGAGAAUAUGCGAAGUGAAAAUUCCACUGUAGCGCUUAACGUGUGCAUGACUGCUCUAUCAGUUUCCAGUGAAGAUGAGGUGGUCUUCACAGGAAGGGGAAACCGAUCCCAACGGCCUCCGGUUCACCGCAGCCAGAAUCUUAAUCCAAGUCGCCAACAUGGACCCUCGAUCCUGGAUGAUCCAUUCAUCCCGAGUUGUUGGGAUGAUGGAGAUGACUAUGAAUCGGUGAUUUCCGGCCCGGAGUCUGCGUCUAAUAACGAAUCGGAUCCGGCAAUAAUCCAUACCUCCGAGUCAACCCUACUGCAUCCAGCCGGGCCCCCCGAAUUUAUUAACCUCAACGAAAAGGAAAAGCGUUCCCACGCGCGUAAACCAAGAAGACGAAGAUCGCGCUGGGAUUCUGAUGAUUCGGAGAUCCUGGCUGAUUAUAUCGCGAACAUGAUGGAUGAUAACACCAGUGAUGAAGGCGAAGAUGAAGGCAAAGAUGCUGGGAUAGGUCAGGUUCACGUUCAGAACCAGAAUAAAUCUAGCCAUUCCAGCACGAAGUCAUGGAAUUCUGCGGAUCUUGAAGACUUGAAUGAUCUCAGCUCCUCCGAUGAACUCCCGGACGAGAUUGGACGCAUCUUUUCUAUGAGGGAAAAGGGCAAAAGUAUUCAAUACUUGCUUACCGGCGUGGGCCAGAGUGUUGACAAAGCGCGUUGGAUUCGAAAGGAGCUUCUUACAAUGCCUAGCGCGUCCGAAUUGAUUCGACGCUUCGAAGAAAACGUCGCCUUGAUUGAACCACGGCGCGAGAAAGUAUCCGAGCCUUCGUCGGAUCCUGGCGAAGAAGAAGAAGAAGAAGAAGAAGAAGAAGAAAAAGAUGGUGAUGAUGAAGAUGAUGAUGAAGAAGAGUUUGAUCAAGAUUUACAUGACGGUAUGAAACAAGAUUUGAAUGAUGAGCAGAUGGCUCGUCUACUUCAAACUCAAGACUCGUUUGGGUUGGGCACCGAUGAUUUCUUACUCCUCGAUGGGAAUGGAGGCUUUGGUGGCUUCGACAAUUUCUCCAGACCAAAAUUCUCGUACGGGUCAUCAUUAUCCAAACCGAAAAAGCGACGAAACCGAAACGGGCAUUUCCCCUCCGCCUCAGCUUUCGCAGACGCUCUCGAUAAAGAUCCAUACGGUGGAUUCGACGUUAUGGAUUUCGAUCGUCCAAGCUUAAGGAAGAAACCAAAGGGCCGCCGCCAUGCGCAUCAGUACGACUUCGACCUUUCUGAUAGCGACUUGGUGCGUGAACUGCAAGCUUCCUGGGAAAACGACCGAAACAAGAAGAAAGCAAAAAAGCAGGAGCGCGAGGAACUAAGGGCACAGGGGCUUUUGGGCACAAAAUAUGGAAAGAUAGAUAUGAAGGCGAAAUAUACGGAAGGCAUGAGCAUUGAUGAUGUCAAGCUGGAAAUAAGGGCCUUCCUAGCAUCCUCUUCCCAGAGCCUUUCACUGCCCCCAAUGGACAAACGAAACCGCAAACUUGUCCAUGAGAUCGCAAACAUCCUUUUACUCAAGUCGAUAUCGCGCGGUAGCGGCACCUCGCGCUUCCCAAUCCUCACCAAGACAUCCCGCACACCCACCUUGGAUAGCCAAGCAGCCGUCCACCGAGUCGAUAGAAUCUUCUCCAGUGGGCGCUUCAUGCGGCGGAUGGAUAGACCCUCACGAGGUGACGGUGGUGGCUUUAAGCCGGUGGCCAAGUCCCGUGGUGGUGGCGGUGGUGUGAAAGCUGCUUCGUACAUGGAUGGCGACGUGGUUGGGGCGUCAGCGCCGGAGAUCGGGGCCGGGAAUAAAGGCCGCGCGAUGCUUGAGAAGAUGGGGUGGAGUACCGGGACGGCGUUGGGCGCCGUUAAUAAUAAGGGAAUUUUGCAUCCUGUUGUGCAUGUGGUGAAGAAUUCAAAGGCUGGGUUGGGUUAG